Molecule: messenger RNA, 3432 nt
Organism: Trachemys scripta elegans
Lineage: Eukaryota; Metazoa; Chordata; Testudines; Emydidae
Product: natural killer cell receptor 2B4-like
Exons: 9
Coding region: 519-1613 (364 amino acids)
Biological process (GO): natural killer cell activation involved in immune response
Cellular component (GO): external side of plasma membrane
Molecular function (GO): MHC class I protein binding
Source: RefSeq, a predicted model, not a curated record
CUUUCUUGGUAAAGUAUUUUGUAGUUUGCAACUGAAAAACCCAGUUACAAUGGGAAGCAAUUUCUUUCCAGCUCUUCUCAAGUCACAUCUACCCUCCUACUGGAACUAGUUCUUCCCCAUUCCUGCUCCCCGAGCUUUUUUUAGUCACUUCUCCUGCAAACUCUGUCUGGAUUGGAAGCGGCGAGCAGCAAAGUGCUUGCAAAUAGCACGGCUCAGUUUGGUUGCUAGCGUUUGUGCUGGGGGCUUUAAAAGGAAGCUGGGAGGAUAUGGCGCGUAGGCUUUUCUAAGCAGAGCGGUCAAUGUUCUGUUGUGAAAUGACAGGACUCGCUGCAGAGAAACCACACGGAGCAGAGGAAGUCGUUGACCGACAGUCUCGAAGGAGUCUCUUUGCUGUCACUCGCUGUCAGAAAUUCGCCUCCGCUGUCAUCUCGGGGUGUCAAGAGCAGGGAGGGUGACAUGAAAUAUUCCAGCUAUUAACAGCGACCGGUGCAGCUGAUUCUCUCUUCUGGAACCAGAUCAUGAGGAUCUCCUUGUGUUUGCUGCUUUUCUCUGUGGUACACGGUGGAGGUUGUAAAGAAAUGGAAGUGGCCGGAAUUGCAGAGGAAUCCGUCCAGUUACUGCCAGCGAAAUUGCCGGAGCCUUGGGCAGAAAUGACCUGGAAGGUUACACUAGACUCAGCACAGACGUAUCGGAUUGUAACAUUUAAUAAAACGGAUCCCCCUAACCUUGGGUCAUCCCCACAUUUUAUCAACAGAGUCACUUUCCACCCUGAGAAUCUCUCACUGCAGAUUGAUCCCGUUAAGAAGUCAGACAGUGGCUUCUAUACCUUCAUAAUUGACAUUGGAGGAGGCCGUGAAAACAUCACAAAGUUCCGUGUCUCUGUGUUUGAGCGAGUCCGGCAGCCAAACCUCAUGGUGCUCUCUGCCCACGCGGAGCUCGGCCAGUGCAACGUUACCCUGUCCUGCUCGGUGCCUGGCACUGACAGAGUCACCUACGGCUGGUCCCAAGACACGUCCCAGAUCCCGUCUGACCGGGACCAUCAGCUCCAUGGGAACCAAUCCCUGCUGCACGUAGUGAUUAAUGCAAACAGCAGUGACGUCUUCUACCGAUGUAACGCCAGUAACCGAGCCAGCUGGGCCGCAGCCACUGUAGAUGUCAAAUCAUUGUGUGACUCCCUAGCCACAGACUUUUUUCAGAAAGUCCCACUGUGGGCAAUUGUUGCUGCAGGGCUGGGGCUGCUGCUUCUGCUCACGGCGCUCACCCUCAUCUUCCUCUGCAAGCAUCGGAAGAAGCGACGCUCCUGCAAAGACGGUGACUCGCCCAUCACCAUCUACGAGGAAGUGGAGGAUGCCCGCCCCAGAAGAAACGCUAAUGGAAAUGCACAGAACAGAAGUGUAGGAAACACCAUCUACGCUGAGAUCAACUGCAACCCGCAAGUCGGAGACGUCACGGUGUACGCUGCUGUCCAGAGGCCUCCUUCUGUCAAGAAGAAGAAAAUCAACCCGUCCUUCAUCUCGACCAUCUACGCGGAGGUUCAAGACGCCCCUUCCAGACCCAGGCAUCCUCAAAAGCAGCGCUCAUCUUCACCUAAUCCUGGGCAUCUGUAUUCCUAGCUUCCGCAGCCCCUCGCGGCAGGACACAACCUUCCUUUCUUUAAAGGCCUUUUCCCCGUGGAGCGACUCCUUGCUGAUGGACAGACCUCCACCUGUGCAGCUAAGCACAGCUUUGAUCUGACCAGCUUGGAUGUACAAGACUUGGGGUUCUUCCUCCUUGCACUCAGAGCAGAAAUAUCACAAUAACAGCAUCUUCAUUCGUAUCGUGCAGUCCUAGGCCAAACCAUGAAGGCUCAUUGAAAACAAAUACAGAGGGAGCAGAGAACAGAUACCACAACCUUUUCUUUCUUUGGGAAAGGUUGUUUGAGAAGAUUUGAUGUGCAAAGAUGGUUGGUUUGGGGGUAUUUUUUGUUAAUUUCAACUGGUUCAACACUCCUUUGCAGUUUGCACGCAGGGAUGUGUAUAGAUUUAAUUGCAUUAACAGGCAUUGUGGGUUAAUUAGCUUAUUUAUAGCUUUAAAAAUAUAGCUAAGCAGGACAGAUGUAGGGUGUAACCUACCCUAAUGCUAGUGUAAGUCAGGAGUAACUCCACUGAAGUCAGCUAGGGCAGAUAAUCUGUUGGUGUAAAUCAACAGAGCUCCAAGUUACAGCUGUGUAAAACCAGGGUAAGUGAGAAGAGAUUCAGCCCCUACUCUUCAGGGAGGUGUCUAGGCCAGGGGGCAGGGAAUGGCACUGGAAUUUGAGGUUAAAAAUUUUGGUGACUGAGUUGCGUAAGAGCUGAGACACAGGUCUCGCAUCACUCAGGUGAGGAAGAAGAUGACUAUUAACAAUUGUUUUAUUUUGCACAAGACUAAUACAAGUGGAUACCAUCAGGUGCAAUUUAGGCAGAAAUUGUUUUGUUUUUUAAAAAAAGGUAUUUUACAAAACCAAAGAUCAAUAGAAAUAUAUCAAGAUUUAAAAAAAAAAAUCUCAAUCUUACACUGCAAUAGUUUGAGCCCAGUGUCUUGUUAGAGUGAGCAAGAGUCAAACUGACUAGAAACAAAGGUGAAACUGACCAGCCAGGUUUGUCCUGGCUGAGAGAAAUGCAAACCAGCAGAAUAGAGAGAAUCAAGAGGAAGUUUUGAACCUUCCUGUGACUUGCAUCAACUUGGUGGAAAAGGCAAGGAAACUUGUGUUUAAAAGUAGAGCAAGAGUGAGGAAGGAUAGCCCAAUGGGUAGGGCACUGCCAUAGCUUCUAGUGUGACCUUUGUGUAAGUCCUUUAGUCUCUCUCUCUCUCUCCUCCCAUUUCCCACAUCUACAAUGGGGAUAACAGCACUGCCUUGCCUGCUGGGUAGGGUGAUCGGAUGUCCCAAUUUUAUACGAACAGUCCUGAUUUUUGGGUCUUUUUCUUAUAUAGGCUCCUAUUACCCCCACCCCCUGUCCUGAUUUUUCACAUUUGCUGUCUGGUCACCCUAGUUAAACUCCAUAAUCUUCCUGGGUUUUUUCUAAUGCAAAUAAGCAUAUCAGUUUCCAUAAAACACACAUUUAGAAAAACAGAACAACGCCUGCCAUUGGUGAAAUGAGACAAAUUAUGGGCAAUAAAAUCUCAGUACCGUGAGAAAAAGGGGAAAAUAAAAGUCUAUUUAUGCAGAUAUCAUCUAUCUAUUUAUCCAUCAUUAACUCAUCCAGAGGUGAGGGCUCUGUUGUGGGAGAGGGUUGGUGGGGUUCUGUGGCCUGCGAUGGGCAGGAGGUCCUACUAGAUUAGUGGUUUUCAAACUGUGGGUCGCAACCUAGUACUGUGUUGCAGAAUGUAAGGCACUGGGUUGUGGUGGCUCUGGUGAGCACCGGUGAUCGAGCCGUUGAAAGUCCUGUCGGCAGUCCUGUCCAGCAAAGGCAGGCU